GCGCUGCUGCCAAUGUGAAGAGAUUUUCUGCAGCAAGUGCGCUGCGAGGAUGCACCGAAGCGGUCGCAUGCGCGAUCACCAGCUUGUACCAAUACCGCAGGACAAAGCGCCUGCAAUUGUCUCAAGUCCUCAGCGACUGGAGCCCUCUACGAGUAUGACCUGCCGAAAGCAUGCAGGUGAACCUCUUCAGUUCUUCUGUCAGACCUGUGUGGAGUGUAUUUGCACGGAGUGUGUGAUUCCGCGGGGAGCGGCUCACCAUGGUCAUGACGUGGUCAACGUGAGAGUGGCCUUCCAGCAGCUCUCCCAUUCCAUGAAGCAGGCUUUGGAGACGGCUGCAACUCGUCUACAAGGGAGCCCUGCCAGGAAGCAGACCGAGUUGCUUCCGCUGGAGAACGGCUUCAGCAAGGUAAAAAUUGACCUCGUAAAUGCCUUCGAGAUCCU
Messenger RNA from Symbiodinium pilosum, 441 nucleotides. The record is from the annotation of a GenBank genome assembly. Lineage: Eukaryota; Dinophyceae; Suessiales; Symbiodiniaceae.